This is a messenger RNA of Aspergillus neoniger CBS 115656, 1015 nucleotides long. Its product is annotated as NOPCHAP1/New4 family protein. Lineage: Eukaryota; Fungi; Ascomycota; Eurotiomycetes; Eurotiales; Aspergillaceae. The record is from RefSeq and is a predicted model, not a curated record. The transcript is spliced from 2 exons. Gene Ontology annotation, biological process: box C/D snoRNP assembly. The coding region runs from base 89 to 802 and encodes 237 amino acids.
UUUCGGUCGAUCCUGUUUCAAUCACCACCGCUGCUGUUACCUUUCUUUCCAACCAUUUUUUUUUUGUAUCAUUAUUGCACGCAAUAAUAUGCCCUCCACUACGAAGCGCCAGGGAGCCGAUCCCUCCUCCACUACCACUACCACUACCACUUCUACCGCUCGUGAUCUUGAUCGGCGCGAACAUUCCCCCGCUGACGACGACCAUCUCCAACACACCGCUACCUCCACCACUGGCCGUGAAGAUGAUGACGAUGAUGAUGAUGACUAUACCUCCUCGUCUGGUUCUAGCGAUAGUGAUAGCGACAGCGACGACGAUGAGGAAGAUGAAGAAGAAGUAAGCCAGAAGGAGACCACUACUACUUCCGACGACAUGCCGCGCAUUCCUGCUAUACCUAAACCACGCAUCGGCCGCAUUAACAAAAACCCUGACCUACUGUCCCGACUAUCUGCUUUCCUGCCGCAGAUGAAAACUGCGAAUGAGAAGCUCGAACAGGAGAUUGCGGCGGGAAGGGCGAAGGAUGUGCGAUUGGAAAUAGAUGGGGAUGAUGAUGAUGAUGAUGACGAGGACGAGGAUAUGGAAGGAAAGCGGUAUAUUGAGAUGAAUCUGGGACUAGGUGUGCUCGAAGAGAAGCGGCCCGGUGAUGAUGAGGAAGAUCAUCUCGAGUCGCAGGGUGGUCAGGACAAUCAACAUGUUCUGCCUGAGAGGCCGAAAUCUGGCAAGGACUCGAAUGUGCUGGAUACUUUGAUGGGCAAUGCGGAGUCUUCGGCGGAGAAGGAGAAGCCGACGAUUGAGGAGAUAUAAGAAAAGUCUGCUGAUUGCAUGGGUUGGCGCUUUGGGUUCCUAAUUGGUUUAUAAAAGUUGGUCGCUACUAUAGAGUUCGUCUGGGUUUUUCGCAUCUUGGCAUUUUAGAAGGAGUGGGUUUACAAAAGUGUUUCCGGCCUACAUGUCAUACAGUCUCUGGAUUCAUAGAUCAAGCAUAACAUAAUAAUCAUACCCAAACAAACACCAGCCAAG